Molecule: messenger RNA, 3444 nt
Organism: Cotesia congregata
Lineage: Eukaryota; Metazoa; Arthropoda; Insecta; Hymenoptera; Braconidae
Source: the annotation of a GenBank genome assembly
CCCGAAAGGCAGCACUGUGGUCGGCGAAUGUGCGCCAUUUGCCGACGCAUCAAACGCGAUAAAGCACUCAAAGUUAAGCUGAUGCUAAGGAGGCCAAUCACCCAGUUAGUUGCUCAGGGUAUUAUGCCAUCGCCGAAAACGCCACCAGCUUUCCAUGAACAGCGAAAACAAUUAGAGCGCGCCAAGACAGGAGAUUUAUUGAAGGCCAAGAUACAGCGACGACCCGGUCGAGAUGAGCUCGUCAGGCAGCACAUACUCGAAGAUGUCGGGCAUGUUGAUCCGAGUCUCGCUGAAAGACAGAGGAUGCUCAAGAAAGCCAGGCUCGCGGAUCAGCUCAACGAUCAACUCAGUCAUCGACCUGGUCCGCUUGAACUUAUUCAGAAGAAUAUUCUUCACACUGAAGAACCCAUUGAGAGGGCAGUCAAAGAGGGCCACAUUCCCUUCAAAGCAACCUGCGAAGGCCAGGUGACGAAACCCCAGCCUCCAGACCAUUACAUCACCUUCGAAGAUGACUCUCAAAGUUCCGAAGGCGUUCCCUCUCCGCCUAUCGAGUCGAGAACUGACGUUUUGGAGACUGCGGCGACUUCUGCAGGAAUAGUCACCGUGUCUCUGAGCAUCCCUACAACCGGAGGUGCUGUUGUGGUUUCCUCCACGUCCCCGGUCUUCCAGCAAGCCGCUGGAACCGACCAGACGAUACAAACCUUCGCGGAACUUUGCAACAGUGUCGUCGGUAAUCAACAACAACAACAACAACAACAACAACAACAACAGCAGAUUAACCAACAGCAAAAACAGCAGCUAAGCCAGCAACUUGUACAGCAUCAAAGCCAACACGCCUCGUCUCAGGCUAGUCAGACGAAUGGACCCACCACGACUUUGUUGCCCCUGGCGCCUGCACCUAGUCCAAUGUCACUGGGCUCGACGACGUCCAGCCUGAGUCCUCUCUCAAAUAUAUCGAUAGCGUCACCGCCGGCACCUCCACCUCAGGCGAUAACUCCAAGGCCUCAGCCCAGCCCGAUAUCCGUCACCGUUUGUCAGCGCAGCGACGCGCCUGGGAAAGACAAAAAUCGUAAAAAAUCUAAGACUAAAAAUCAGCCCAAGACUCGUACCAUUAAGUUUCAUGAGUACAAGGGGCCGCCAAACGCGCAAAAGCCAUCGGUAUCGUGUGCAGCCUCGAGUCUAGGAUCCGGGGCACCUGGUGAAACCAGUUACGAACUGCUUCUUCAGCAACAGCAGCUUUUCUUACAGUGGCAACUUGAGCUGCAGCACAAGGUACCAUACCCGAAAAUAAUUCUUCCGGCAGCGCCAAACCCAUUAUCGCUAACAAGCAGUGGUAGCGACGCGGGAAGCAUCAGCGGAGGAAGUGCGAACGCACCGAGUCCAGCGCCAUCUAAUGCCUCGAACAAUCCCUCGGAACAGCCACCGCUGAGGCCGCUGGGAAAGCUCGAGGACAUGAAAGUCAGUGACCUGAAGAUUGAGCUCAAGAGGAGGAAUCUCCCGGUUUCGGGUUCCAAGCCACAGCUGAUAGAACGGCUAAAACCCUUCACGGAGAGCUCUACCAAUUUGUCCAACUCAAAUGGCCCGAUAAUCACCCACAUGGGACACAUAUUGAUGGACACCCCGGGACCUAUCGCUUCCGAUGAUUCGAGUUCUCAAGCUAAAAGCCCUGGCUCUCCGAUUAAGGAUGAACCUCAUAGUCCAAGGAUUGACUCGCCACAUAAUAGCGAGCAUGAUGAUCCAGCUAGUCCACCUGGUGACGACAUAAUAAAAGAACAACGUAAACGAAUUGAAGAAUUACAACAGCAGCUGUACAUGUCGCAGCAACAAUUACAAAAAAUCCGUCAAACUCAACCCUCGACAGUCCGGGCCGAGAAAUUGGUCCUUCAACAGCACCUUCAGAACAAAAUGCAGCAACAACAAUUGACUCUUCACUUACAACAAUUACAACACCUACAGCAACAACAGCAACAGCACCAACAGCAACAACAACAACAACAACUCCAACUCCAAAAACAGAACCAACAGCAGCAACAAAAUCACCAACAACAGCAGCAGCAACAGCACGUUGCCUUCCAGCAGCUUAAUGCUAAAGCCAGCCUCGCAGCUUUUCUACAGUCACAACCCAACACGAUACUUGACUCUGCUACUUUGACCACUAUCAACAAUAAGAAGAACCAAGUCAAAAAUAACAAUAACAACAACAAUAUUAAUAAUAACAAUAUUAUUAAUAACAAUAGUCACAAUAAUAGCAAUAAUAAUAAUAAUAAUAAUAAUAAUAAUAAUAAUAGUAUUAGUAAUAAUAAUAACAACACAACGGUGCAAUUGCCAGCCGCGAUAGUGCUGAACUUAUCAAAACCUACGAAGAUUAAUGGUUCCAUAUUGGGCGCACUUGUUGCUCAAGCCCAGCAGCAGCAGCAGCAGCGUCCUGUCAGCACUACUAUCACUUCUAUUGAAGAUAAUAAAUCACCCCCGCAGUAUGAUGAAGCUGCUAAAUUAUUAAAGGUAAAAAUAGAACCAGUUCAAAAGAACCACAUAAAGAGCCAAGUUGUAGACGACGUUUUAGAAAUUUUGAUAAAAAAUGGGGAAUUACCACCAAGCGCAGCCCAGGAUCCAGCGACUCCAACGACUCCGAACCGGCAAAUUCAACAGAACCUGGUGUUUUCGGCGCCAGCGGACAGCGCGACCCAAAAUCUGGUCUUCACUUCAAACCCAAUCAGCCCAAUGGCAAUGGACGUCAGCCAGAGUGGGUGUCCAUCUUCCCCAGUGUCUUCUCCCCCGAUUCCUCCUCCUCUUCCUCUGGCUACUUUCGCAGUACAGUUACCCAGUGCAUUGCACCAACAUCAACAUCAGCAUCAACACCAACACCAACAUCAACACCAGCACCAGCACCAGCACCAGCACCAGCAUCAGCAUCAGCACCAGCACCAGGAUGAAAUUCCUGCUUUCACCUCGGAUCUACUGAAUUCCAACAGCGAUCUGGACACCGCGAUGCUUCUCAGUCCUCAGUCUGUCCAGCAGAGCUCUCCAGAUCCACAACCUCCUCAGGAAGUAACUUCUUCCGAUAAUGCCAAUCUUGACCUCAAGGAACUGGGCUUGGAUUUGGAGACCCUGGAUACGAUGGACUUUGGGCAGCUGGACUGCGACCUCGGAGUAAAAAUAGAAACACCCCAGGAGUUGAUGGACCUUGGAGACAUGCCGAUGGACAUGGACGACCCGGACUGGCUGGACUCGCUGAUGCCUCAGUCGCCUCCAACUUUACAGCCAACGAGUCAGUGUACCAGCCACCCGUCACCAGGUUGCGCCCAGUCGACGGUGACUGACUUGUACGACCCUCUUCUUGCCAAUAGCCAGGACCCCUUCGACCUCUUCAACAUGGAAGACUCUGAUUUUAAAAUGUCUUCCGAUCUGUCACUGACCUGGGACAAGCUGGACUUUGCGACCUAG